UAGAGUUGGCUCAGGGUGGUGCUGACUUUACAACUCUCCAAUGUCAACUGUUCCUGAGGUGGAUACUGAAUGCUGUGGUUCAGGAGCUCAAAAUCAUCUUUUACCUUCUUCUGAGAGAAGAAAAAGAAAGAGCUGUGGCCCCAAAACAGUCAAGACCUUUCUCAGGUCAGUGUUAAAUUCUUACCUCUCCAAGCAGCUGCUUCUCAAGCCCUGAGGAUUUCACUGAGCCAAUUUAAUGCUGGUGGUCAGACAGUUUAAACCCAUUAGCUCCCAGCUAUCUGAAUAAUUUUCUCCUGGGAUACCAGCACACGAGCAGACUGCUCUAACCAGAACUGCAGAGCCUGCCACGGGACCUGGACCUUUGCUGACUGCUGUGGCCUGUGUGGUGAGCACUCAGGGGCUGAAGAAAAUGCCACUGGCAAGAUCCCUGUCCAUGACAUCUCUGAAUGGGCUUCUGCAGUGUGAGGAUGAAGACCUGCCCGUGGAGGAUUUGUUGCUCUUUGAAAUUUCUUGGGAAGUUACCAACAAAGUGGGAGGCAUUUACACUGUGAUCCAGACAAAAGCCAAAACUACAGCAGAUGAAUGGGGCGAAAAUUAUUUCCUCAUUGGCCCCUAUUUUGAGCAGAAUGUGAAAACUCAGGUGGAAUUCUCUGAACCUCCAAAUUCUGCAGUUAAGAAGGCAAUGGACACCAUGAAAAGCCAAGGGUGUCAGGUCUUUUUUGGAAGAUGGCUGAUAGAGGGCAGCCCGUAUGUCUUACUCUUUGAUAUAGGAUCAGCAGCUUGGAACCUGGACAAGUGGAAAGGUGGAUUUUGGGAGGUCAGCAACAUAGGGAUCCCUUUUCAUGACCGAGAAGCCAACGACGCUGUGAUUUUUGGAUCAUUAACAGCCUGGUUUUUGAAAGAGCUUUCCUGUCAGUUUGAUGACAAGCCCAAUAUAAUUGCCCACUUCCACGAGUGGCAGGCAGGAGUGGGUUUAAUCCUGUCUCGAUCACAGAAACUUCCUGUCGCCACAAUUUUUACUACCCAUGCAACUCUGCUUGGGAGAUACUUGUGUGCAGCCAGUAUUGACUUUUACAACAAUCUGGACCAGUUUGACAUUGACAAGGAGGCUGGAGAGAGGCAGAUUUACCAUCGGUACUGUAUGGAACGGGCAUCUGUGCAUUGUGCUCAUGUGUUCACCACAGUCUCCCAGAUCACAGCUACAGAAGCAGAACAUAUGCUUAAAAAAUGCCCUGAUGUUGUCACCCCAAAUGGCUUGAACAUUAAGAAAUUUUCAGCAAUGCAUGAGUUUCAGAAUUUGCAUUCCAUGUACAAGGCUAGGAUCCAAGAGUUCAUUCGAGGUCAUUUCUAUGGCCACCUUGACUUCGAUCUUGACAAGACUUUGUUUUUCUUCAUUGCUGGGAGAUAUGAGUUUUCCAACAAAGGAGCUGAUAUGUUUCUAGAAGCCUUAUCAAGAUUAAACUUUUUGCUGAGGGUUCACAAGACUGACAUUACAGUUAUCGUGUUCUUCAUCAUGCCAGCAAAGACCAACAAUUUCAACGUGGAAACCUUGAAAGGACAAGCAGUCAGGAAGCAGCUCUGGGACACUGCACAAUCUGUGAAAGAAAAGUUUGGAAGGAAACUCUACAAUGCCUUGCUGAAAGGAGAAAUCCCAGACUUGAACAAGAUUCUUGACCGAGAUGACAUAAGCAUUAUGAAAAGAGCCAUCUUUUCAACUCAGAGACACUCUCUGCCUCCAGUGACCACCCACAACAUGAUUGAUGACAGCAACGACCCAAUCCUCAACACCAUCCGGCGCAUUGGGCUGUUCAACAACCGCACAGACCGCGUGAAGGUCAUCCUACAUCCAGAGUUUCUUUCUUCAACAAGUCCCUUGCUGCCCUUGGACUAUGAGGAGUUUGUUAGAGGCUGCCACCUUGGUGUAUUCCCAUCUUACUAUGAACCCUGGGGCUACACUCCAGCUGAGUGUACUGUGAUGGGCAUUCCCAGUGUAACCACAAACCUAUCUGGAUUCGGCUGUUUCAUGCAGGAGCAUGUUGCUGACCCAGAAGCUUAUGGGAUCUACAUCGUGGACAGGAGGUUCCGCUCGCCGGACGAGUCGUGCAACCAGCUGACCCAGUUCCUGUACGGGUUCUGCCAGCAGAACCGGCGCCAGAGGAUCAUCCAGAGGAACCGCACCGAGCGCCUCUCCGACCUCCUGGACUGGAAGUACCUGGGCAGGUAUUACAUGCAUGCCAGACACUUGGCCCUCAGCAGAACAUUCCCAGAUAAAUUUGAGAUGGAACCAAGUGCUCCACCAAAGACAGAAGGUUUCAGGUUCCCCAGACCCUCAUCGGUGCCACCAUCGCCCUCGGCCUCCCAGCAUUCCAGCCCGCACCACAGCGAAGCCGAGGAUGACGAUGAGGAUGAGAGAUACGACGAGGACGAGGAGGCUGAAAGGGAUAGGCAGAACAUCAAGUCCCCCUUUUCCCUUGGAGCCUUGCCUCAAGGAAAAAAGAAGCAGCACGGAGAAUACAGGAACUGAACUCGUUGCUCUCACCCUGGCGUCGCUCCCCAUCUGCUCAACAGUUUCUCCUGUAGGCUUGGCAAGCUUUGUGUUAAGGACAGUGUGAUGUAAUUAGGGGAACCUUAAAGUUACUUGAGCUGCACCUUUGGAAAGCCUAAUGUUAUUUCACCUUGAAAAUAGUUUAAAUGACAAUUUUUCCGUGUCCCUUUGAGGUAGAAGAAAUUUUUCAGGCUUAAUAAAACUAGAGAAUGAGACAAUCCCCUCAGGCACUUAUAAAAACUGCAGAUCAUA
Messenger RNA from Lonchura striata (white-rumped munia), 2797 nucleotides. It is a transcript of the gene GYS2, whose product is annotated as glycogen synthase 2. Gene Ontology annotation, molecular function: alpha-1,4-glucan glucosyltransferase (UDP-glucose donor) activity. Gene Ontology annotation, cellular component: cytoplasm. The record is from RefSeq and is a predicted model, not a curated record. NCBI's taxonomy places the organism in Eukaryota, Metazoa, Chordata, Aves, Passeriformes, Estrildidae. Gene Ontology annotation, biological process: glycogen biosynthetic process.